This is a messenger RNA of Peronospora matthiolae, 333 nucleotides long. NCBI's taxonomy places the organism in Eukaryota, Oomycota, Peronosporomycetes, Peronosporales, Peronosporaceae. The record is from the annotation of a GenBank genome assembly.
AUGAGUCCUGUGGAUGUUGUCAAGUUAGUGCUAGCUCCCUCUGAGUAUAUGGAUUCCUCGGGAAUGAUAUUGCUUUCACAGUAUUUCGCUUACCUGACUCCUGAUCCGACGAUGAAAAUGAGAAUUUGGCGAGAGCUCAAUCAGAAGGAGCUGAGUGACCCAGGUAUGAUUGAAGAAAUGCAGAAGGCAGAGGCCGAAGCGGGAAAGUUGCUGGAAAAGGCGCUCACAUCGCUGUAUGACGCACUGAAGGUGUCCUGCGGAGUGCCAGUGCUGGAAAAAAUCCUUGACUUGCACGGCAAGUCCACGGACGACGGACUCCGACAUGUGGUGUAA